AUGGUCAAAACAUGGUUUAACCAGCCCAUGAGAAAGAAGCGGAGACACGCAGCUCGUGCCAAGAGAGCUGCAGCGAUCGCACCACGACCAGUUGCCGGUCUCAUGAGGCCCAUUGUCAGAUGUCCUACCUUUAAGUACAACACUAAGAUCAGGCUUGGACGUGUCAACAAAAAAGUAGCACGCACUAUUGGCAUCUCCGUGGAUUACCGCAGACGAAGCAUGUCUAUUGAGUCCCUUCAGCAGAACGUACAGCGACUGAAGGAGUACAAGACCAAGCUAAUUAUCUUCCCACGCAAGGAGGGAAAACCUGGCAAGGCAGAUGCUUCAAUCAGGUUCAAACCCGAGAAGGCACGUGUACCUACUGAGGAUGAGCGUAACCACAACGCUUUUGUUACCCUGCGACAGGCACGUAUCAACGCCAAGCUGGUUGGGUUAGGAGAAAAGAAGAAGAAGGAAGGGGAGGAGAAGGACAAGUAA
Messenger RNA from Candidula unifasciata, 477 nucleotides. NCBI's taxonomy places the organism in Eukaryota, Metazoa, Mollusca, Gastropoda, Stylommatophora, Geomitridae. The record is from the annotation of a GenBank genome assembly.